AGCCACUCGAAAGGAUAAGAGGAUGCUUCCUGCAAUCCCAGUACAGAAUAAAACACUCAACUCAAAAACGUGAUAAAAUACUGUAACUUUAAAAACGCUACAAAGAAGAAAACAAGUUAAACCCCUAUAGUGCAUAUGAAAAAUUCUUAAGGCAAAUGCUAUAAUUUGGACGACUAAUUCGGCAGAUACAAUCAGGGUUAUGAUUAUUUUGCUUUCGGGGAUUCAAAAAGCGGAUUAACUGUGAGUUCUCAAUGUUGAGGCUAUAGGAAUUAGCGUACCUUGUUCAGUUCAGAGUUCAGAGAGAGGUCUCCAAUCCAUGGCGGUGGCAGAAGAAGAAGCUAAUGGAAGAUCCCAGUUUCCUCCAUGGCUUGAAACUCAAACAGAAAUUUCUGGGCUAAGCCUGGCAAAUGCCAGCAUCUCUGGUAUUUUUCCUGAUUGGUUCGGGACUAAUUUUGCUAGUCUUAGUUACCUUGAUCUUUCCAGCAACUUCUUAACAGGGCCUGUUCCAUUAUUUGAUGCGAAUUACUCGACAUACUCGUCGUUUGAAUUUCUUAACCUUGCUAGCAAUCGUUUGACGGGCAGCAUUCCAGAUGAAUUGUGCAACUUGCAUUCUUUAAUGGUCAUAUCACUUGCCAACAACCAGCUGACUGGGAAAAUUCCCGCAUGCCUUGGCAACCUAAAGCAGCUGAUAGUGUUGAAUCUUGCGAAUAAUAGGCUUUCAGGUCAUAUUCCAGGCACACUUGGUAACUUGGAGAGCCUCCAGCAACUGCGUUUAAAUGGGAACAAGUUCUUUGGGGUGCUUCCCUCGUCAUUACAAAGUUUGAAAUCUUUGAUCACUCUUGAUCUCCGCAAUAAUCAGUUGAGGGACUUGAUCCCAGAUUGGAUUGGAAAAGAGUUCUCAAAUCUGCGUUUUCUUAUGCUCCAAACAAACAAUUUUAAUGGAAACUUGAGUAUGAUGUUGUCGAAUGGGUCAGGAGGACUUACAACAUUCGGUGUUUACAUGACAUCACUAUGGAACAGUAUGAAAGGAACAGACCUGGAGUAUUUCUCAAACCUUCAGUAUGUAAAAUCCAUAAUGCUUUCAGGGAACAACCUAGGAGGUGAGAUCCCUGAUGAGUUAAUGGAUCUUAAAUGCCUGCUAAAUUUGAACCUGUCAAGAAAUAAUUUAGUUGGAAAGAUCCCAGAGAAGAUUGGUAAUUUGAAGCAAUUAGAAUCCCUGGAUUUGUCAAUGAACCAACUAUCUGAAACUAUCCCUCAAAGCUUGACCAAUAUAGAUGCUCUGAGCUACCUCAACUUGUCAUUCAAUAAUUUGACAGGGCGUAUACCGUCAGGGAAUCAUUUUGAUACCUUGAAUGAUCCAUCCAUUUAUGAAGGAAAUAGUGGACUUUGUGGUAAGCCCCUAGCGAAGAGCUGUCAUGGAAAUGCAGCUUCUAAUCAGGCGAUUGAUGAUGAUAAUGAUAAGUUCGAGUUCUUAUGGUUUUACUCCGGUAUCGGACCUGGUUUUGCAGUGGGUCUGUUGGGAUUUUUCUUGGUUCUUUAUAUUAACAAGUCAUGGAGACACGCUUACUUCAGGUCUGUGGAAUAUGUUUGUAACAGAGUCAGGGGACGUUGUCAAUUUUGUGAGACAGCUUUGUUUAUUUCUAUGUUUUCAAAACCGGACCAGUCUGGGCGGUCGAACCGAAACAAUAACCGGUUUCUUAGUCUUAACGUGAACUCCCAAUGGAUUCCUCCAUUUCAGCUUCAGGAACUUGAGAUGGUUUCUGUCUUCAUAGGAACCGAAUAUCCUCACUGGCUUCGAACUCAAAGUGAAAAUAGUUGGAUAAGUCUAAGAAAUGCUAGCAUCUCCGGUUCUCUUCCUAGUUGGUGUGCGACUACCUCUGCCAAUCUUUAUUACUUUGACCUUUCCGACAACUUCUUGACUGGACAUGUUCCUGUAUUUGAUGUGAAUCAGUCAUUAAACUUUCAAUCUUUACGUAUCAUAUCUCUUGCCAAUAACCAGCUAACUGGAAAGAUUCCUUCAUGCCUUGGAAACUUAAGGCAGCUAAAAGUGUUGGAUCUGGCGAAUAAUAGCCUUUCAGGCCAAAUUCCACAUACACUUGGUAACUUGGGUUGGCUUCUUGUCCUGCAUUUGAAUGGGAACAAGUUAUUCGGCACGCUUCCUUCGUCAUUGAAAAAUUUGACAUUAUUGACCACUCUUGAUCUUGGGAAUAAUCAGUUCAGGGACUUCAUUCCUGAUUGGAUGGGGGAAGCAUUCUUGACAGAGAACAACUUGCAUCUUAGACUUCAGUCUAACCAUUUUUAUGGUAACAUUUCUGAAAAUCUCUGUCAGUUGUCUUCCCUUCAAGUUUUAAAUCUGGCAGAAAAUGACUUAGUUGGCAGCAUCCCUCGUUGUCUUGGCAACUUGAGUAUGUUGCUCUCCGAUGAGCCCGGAUCAGACAUGGAGUAUUUCACAAACCUUCAGUAUGUGAAAUCCAUGAUGCUUUCGGGCAACAACCUAGAUGGAGAGAUCCCUGAUGAGUUAAUGGAUCUUAAAGGACUGCAAAAUUUGAACCUUUCAAGAAAUAACUUGAGCGGAAAGAUCCCGGGGAAGAUUGGUGAUUUGAAGCAACUGGAGUCCCUGGAUUUGUCAAUGAACCAACUUUCUGGAACAAUCCCUCAGAGUUUGGCCAAUAUAGACGCCUUGAGCUAUCUAAACUUGUCAUUCAACAAUUUGACAGGACAUGUACCGUCAGGGAAUCAUUUCGAUACCUUGAAUGAUCCAUCCAUUUAUGAAGGAAACAGUGGACUAUGUAGUAAUCUUGCAGUAAAAAUCUGUCCUGAUGAUUCACCGGCAAGAGAAAAUGAACUGCAACUUCGAAUAGAGGAAUUGACGUUCUCAUGGUUUUAUUAUGGUAUCGGACCUGGUUUUGCAAUUGGUUUCUUGGGAGUUUUCUAUGUUCUUCAUCUUAAGAAGUCAUGGAGACAUGCUUACUUUAGAUUGGUAGAAAACGCUUGCGACAAAGUUAGGGUGAGCUCCCAAUGGAUCCCUCCAUUUCAACUUGUAGACCUUAGGAUGGAUUCUGUUUUCAUUGGAACCCAAUUUCCUCCUUGGCUUCAAACUCAAAGGAAAAUUUUUCGGAUAGCACUAACAAAUGCCAGCAUCUCCGGUUCUCUCCCUUUAGCUGGUUGGUGGGGAACUACCUCUGCCGAUCUUGAUUACAUUGAUCUUUCCAACAACUUCUUGACUGGACAUCUUCCUGUCUUUGAUGUAAAAUACACAAUAAACUCGCGGUUUCAAUUUCUUAAACUUUCUAACAAUCGUUUUACCGGUAACAUUCCUGAGCAAUUAUGCAACUUGCAGUCCUUAUGGGUCAUAUCCCUUGCUAAUAACAAUCUGACUGGAAAGAUUCCUCCAUGCCUUGGAAACUUAAAACAACUAAAAGUGUUGGAUCUAGCGAAUAAUAGCCUCUCCGGUCAAAUUCCAUAUACACUUGGUAACUUGGGUUGGCUUAAUGUGCUGCAUUUGAAUGGGAACAACUUAUUCGGCGUGCUUCCUUCGUCAUUGAAAAAUUUGACAUUUUUAAUUACUCUUGAUCUCGGCAACAAUGAGUUUAGGGACUUGAUACCUGAUUGGAUGGGGAAAGAGUUUUCUAGUUUGCAGUUUCUUAGGCUUCAAUCCAACAGUUUUUACGUUCCAAAGAAGGGUCACCUAAAGACUUACUCCAUUGACCUGUUGGAGAAAUGA
Oldenlandia corymbosa var. corymbosa is the source of this 3724-nucleotide messenger RNA. The record is from the annotation of a GenBank genome assembly. NCBI's taxonomy places the organism in Eukaryota, Viridiplantae, Streptophyta, Magnoliopsida, Gentianales, Rubiaceae.